Messenger RNA from Cottoperca gobio, 838 nucleotides. RefSeq lists its product as uncharacterized. The transcript has 9 exons. Lineage: Eukaryota; Metazoa; Chordata; Actinopteri; Perciformes; Bovichtidae. Bases 10 to 735 code for a protein of 241 amino acids. The record is from RefSeq and is a predicted model, not a curated record.
UUUGCAACUAUGGUGGUAACUGCCCCAAUCAGAGAGCGAAGAGAAAAUGUGUUAAGCUUCCUAAAUGAUACACUUGGCACAACUACUGAAAAUGCCAUAUCUGCAAAUACAACAGCAUAUCGAAACCCACCAAGUACAACUGUGAAAGAGCAAGAUUCUGAAGCAGCAAACUCCCUCACUGAUAUGUCAGAGGCACAAUCUACAGAGAGUUCUAACUCCAAUGGAUUUACAGGAUCUGAAGUAUCUGAUAAAAGUGGAGGUGAAAGCAGAGUCCUUGACAGUGAUGAGAUCAUGAUUCCUAAAGUUGUGGAGAAAGAUAAAGCACCACCAAGGAGGAAAACCAAUGUGGGGCCAAUGGAUAUGAGCAGCAAUCUGGUUCAGGGGAGCAGGGAUAGUGAGGAAGGAGAGACGGUGGAUGCUCAAGAAACUGAAAAUCUGUCUGGAAAACAAGUUAUCUGUUUGAGUGGAGACCAAGUGACUGGCAACCUCCAAAGAAGGGCAACACCAGGAAGAGUUCAUAGGUUAAGUGAUAUGUUGGUUGCGGGUCCAAGCAGAGAUCUGCUGGAUCGGGAUAGUUUGGAGUACAACAAUGGCAGACCGGCUCUAGUGGGCAGCAGAGGAGAUACAGACUAUGAUGAAACCAGAGAAUUUAUCAGCUCUGAAACUUAUCCAAUAGCCCCUGCAGAGCACAACCCCAGUGUCAUCUUUGUUCCAGCAAAGAGCAGAGCCUCCUGAUGAUCAUACAAAGGUGUGUUUCAACUGCAUUUGUAUAAGAAAAAUGUUUUCCGCUUAAAUCUUUAUCCAACCAGUCUGGAGUAGGACACAACGGCAUCACAUA